AUGACUCUCAAGGCUAUCGUUAUUGGGUCAGGACCAGCAGGUCUUAUUGCGGCAAACUCGUUACUCGAUGCUGGCUACAAAGCGUCGGACUUUGUUGUGCUGGAGAAGAGGCCAGAAUGGCAACGAAGACCACAGGAAAUCUCAUUGAUGGCAUGCUCAAGUGCACGUCUACGCAAGUGGGGUGUCAUACAAAAAAUGGAGGCUAGAAACCAGAUAUCGCCACGACAUGGGCACAUCAUGAUGCAUUGGGACGAUUGGAAGACGGGCAAGAACUUGUCGAUUGCUUAUGGAGAGCAGCCUGGUGAAUAUCCUGGUGAUUUGGCUAAUGUUACGACUGAUCAAGUACUCGAUGACGGAACACAUGCGCGAAACGUAAAUACUACGACGAUAGGAGACACGGAACGCGCCAUGUUGGAUGCUGCUACUGAACGAGGUGUGAACGUCAUGCGAGGAGUCAUUAUCGAUCUCGUUUGGCAUCGAGACGUUGAGAAGUAUGAGGUCUGUUAUACUGCUGCUAUGGGCGAACGAGUAUCGCUUGGCAUUCCAGACCUGGUUAUAAACUGUGAAGGUGCAAAUCGAAAGUUUGUCAAGCAGGUGUUAGGACCGCGUCAUGGUGUUGAGAUCUUGCCAAAGGCGCCACGAGCUGUAUACUUUGUAUGUGUCAACGUGUAUUUCCCGAGCCCCGAAGAACGUUUAAGGAUAAUGCCGUCGGGCAUCUAUAUGAAGACAUACGGCCAAGCAGACUUUUCGUUUGCACCCGUUGCAGGAGCUCCUUCGCGCAACACCGAACCAGAUCAAGCCAUCUGGGUAAAACUGCGACCUGAAAUGCUAAUCGAUACACCUGUAUGGGACGGCGCACCCGCAGAUGUCACCUUAUCGUGGAAGUCCGGAUCACGUAGUAAAGUGAUUGAACAAUACGCCGCUCAAGAAGUCAAGAGUUUUCUGAGGACAAUGUUUGGAGAUGGUGUUGCUGAAACAGUGCGACUUGGAGAAAUCACUACGCCGAUACAUGUUCGAGAUACAUUGCUAUCUACGGCCACAGCUGGGAAAAACAUGGUCAUGUUUGGUGAUUGUUUUAGGACUGGCACGUUUCAAUCUGGAUCUGGCUUUAAUCUGCUGCUGACUAUGGAUUGUAAUGCACUAAAGACUCUGAUAGGCAGUAAGGAGAGCCGAGAAGCUGCUUUUGAAGAGUAUACUAGCUCGGUUAGGAAGUCAGCUUUAAGGUGGCAUGAACGUAACGUAGCAGCCUUCCAUUCAGAAGGUGUACCUCCGUUUGUAUCCCACGCAGAACGCGCCGAGGGUGUUCUAAAGUAUAAGAACUAUCCUGAAUUCGUGGCAAAGCUCGUUCAGCCAACUAUGAUGAAGAUCAGGAAGGAGCAGCCUCGUCUCUAA
Messenger RNA from Synchytrium microbalum, 1392 nucleotides. RefSeq lists its product as uncharacterized. The coding region runs from base 1 to 1392 and encodes 463 amino acids. The transcript has 6 exons. The record is from RefSeq and is a predicted model, not a curated record. Gene Ontology annotation, molecular function: FAD binding. NCBI's taxonomy places the organism in Eukaryota, Fungi, Chytridiomycota, Chytridiomycetes, Synchytriales, Synchytriaceae.